AUGGUUCAAUCCAACAAAGAUGAGCACAAGCAACUUGCCAACGACCUCAAGAAACCCGUCUUCGUCCAAUACACUUCAAGGUUGUGGAAAACCCAGAAAGGGCAAGGUGCUGGAUGCCUGGAAAGCACAACCAGGAAAUCUUGUAUCAAAACAGUGCAAACUACUGUUGACGGCUUACUGCUUAUAGAGCCACUUGAUGUCAUUCAUGAAGAUGAUAACACUGAUGUUGUUAAUGGAAGUAGGGACGAUGGCAUUAUCGAUCCAUUUUGA
Messenger RNA from Rodentolepis nana, 270 nucleotides. The record is from the annotation of a GenBank genome assembly. NCBI's taxonomy places the organism in Eukaryota, Metazoa, Platyhelminthes, Cestoda, Cyclophyllidea, Hymenolepididae.